Molecule: messenger RNA, 516 nt
Organism: Colletotrichum gloeosporioides
Lineage: Eukaryota; Fungi; Ascomycota; Sordariomycetes; Glomerellales; Glomerellaceae
Exons: 3
Coding region: 1-516 (171 amino acids)
Source: RefSeq, a predicted model, not a curated record
AUGGCCAACACUUACUUCCAAUGCAGCAUCUGCGAUUGUGGAUAUUACGACCUCUCCGAGGGCUGCGUUCGAUCUAUUCAAGGUCGCAAGGUUAUCAAUAGCACGACUGAGUGCAUUCAGCUGACGAAGGCAAAGGCGGUGGCUUUUCCUCGCAAGAUAGAGGUAAACGCUCAGCAGCAGAUACCAGGUGCCUUUGGCGAUGAGACGAAGACGCUUGCUAAGGACUUCCAUGUCCUUUCUCGCACUUGCAGUAGCUGUAUCGAGAUUCUGCCAGAGCCCGGUUGCAGCCUUCGGUAUGUCGGCGUCGACAACAUCCUCAACGUGGACGACAGUCACCUAACUUCAAUGACCGCAAUUUCCGAUGUUACCAAGGGCAAUGUGGUCGGCUGUGUGGUUGCCGUUGGCAAAGCAGUCGCCUUCAAGGUCGUACCAAAGGUUCCAAAGCGUGAGGGUAAGAGGAGCAGCUACUUGUGCCUGACGGCUGCCGGUGGCGCACCGUUCGGCCAUCGCUUGUAA